Talaromyces proteolyticus is the source of this 873-nucleotide messenger RNA. RefSeq lists its product as uncharacterized. The coding region runs from base 1 to 873 and encodes 290 amino acids. The record is from RefSeq and is a predicted model, not a curated record. Lineage: Eukaryota; Fungi; Ascomycota; Eurotiomycetes; Eurotiales; Trichocomaceae. The transcript has a single exon.
AUGACAUUCACAAAUCAUAGACAGCUCUUCCUCCUUCUCUUAUUAUCAAGCCUCAACAGCUGCGCUCUUUCGAUCUCCCUCUCGAAAUUGGAGCAAAUCAGUGGCGUUUCGACGGUCUGUUCCUCCGUUUGGAGCAAGGAUGUACCGGGAUGCAUAAGCGCGGAUUUCUCGUCGAACGGCGACGGAUGCUCAUCCUUCUGCUUUGCUGGUCUGGGUGUUAUUAGUUCGGAGGUGCAGGAGGCUUGCGCAGAUGCUCAGCAGAAUUUCGGGAGCAACACACUGUUGGGCAGGUUUCUUGAAGGACAGGGAGUAUCUACGGUUUGCUCGGGGAAGGCUGGGGAAUUGGGAUCCGGGGAUACCAGUACUAGAACCUCGACAACGAAAAGGCAUCAUCAGACUACGGCUACGACUACGGCGGCAGAUUCAACGUCUCAGAUAGAUGAUACUACAGGGACAACUGCAAAGCCGGCGCCGGAUACAAACACACAUCCCGUGCAGGAGUCGACUACAACAACAGAAACUACACAGAUGACUGCGCAAACUACAUCUGAACCAAGUAGUCAAUCUAGCUCGCAAACAACCAGCGCACAGCCAGAGUCAUCCGCGACUGAUCAACUAUCGCAAUUGACAAUAACUGCCGCCGAUGCUACUUCGGGAACGUCGGCGACCAUAACAUCAGCUCCAAUCAGCAGUACUAAGACGGCGUCAAGUUCGACAACGACAUCAGAGCCUGGCACAGCCGGGUUUGGUGGAGUCGGGAAUGCAUAUGAUAUUCUCGGCGGACAGAGUGGUGCAGGUCGGGUGGGGAGACCUUUAAUAAAUGUUGUUGCUGCAAUGGGUUUCGCGAUAUCAGUGACGGCUAUAACAUAUUAG